AGGCAACGGGUGUAGAGAGAGAGAGAGAGACUACAGUAGAGUGCAAUUGCGAAUCGGCGAAACCAGAAGAGAGGGAAGAAGAAGAAGAAGAACGGAAACAAUGGCGUCAUCGUCGAGCAGUGGACUAACGUUCAAGCUACACCCACUCGUUAUAGUAAACAUAUCCGAUCACUAUACGAGGGUUAAGUCUCAGAUGCAACCACCGCAUCUUCCCGCGGAGUGUAUCAACAACGCCGCCGCCUCCUCCUCUGAUGCAGCCCCUUCUUCCUCGUCGCCUCCAUCUACGCCUCCCAGGGUCUACGGAUGCGUCAUCGGAGUCCAGAGAGGUCGUACCGUCGAGAUCUUCAACAGCUUCGAGCUUCUCUACGAUGCCUCCACCCAUUCCCUCGACCGUGUUUUCCUCGAGAAGAAGCAAGAACUCUAUAAGAAGGUUUUCCCCCAUUUUUACAUUCUUGGUUGGUACUCCACUGGAAGUGAUGCUGAGGAAUCCGACAUGAACAUUCAUAAAGCUCUGAUGGAUAUUAAUGAAAGCCCUGUUUAUGUUCUCCUCAACCCAUCAAUCAACCAUGCUCAAAAGGAUCUUCCAGUUACUAUUUUUGAAAGUGAGCUGCAUGUCAUAGAUGGGAUACCACAACUAAUUUUUGUCCGUUCAAGCUACACUAUUGAGACAGUAGAAGCAGAAAGAAUCUCAGUUGAUCAUGUUGCUCAUCUUAAACCUUCUGAUGGAGGUUCUGCUGCUACACAAUUGGCUGCUCACCUUACAGGCAUACAUAGUGCCAUCAAAAUGCUGAAUAGCAGAAUUAGAGUGCUACAUCACUAUCUUCUUUCGAUGCAGAAAGGUGAAAUACCUUGUGAGAAUUCACUGCUAAGACAAGUAUCAAGUCUUCUGAGAAGGUUGCCAGCCAUAGAAUCUGGAAAGUUCUUUGAUGAUUUCUUGAUGGAAUACAACGAUACGUUGCUGAUUACAUACCUAGCCAUGUUCACCAACUGCUCAAGCGCAAUGAAUGAGCUAGUGGACAAAUUCAACACUGCUUAUGACCGACAUAGUAGAAGAGGUGGACGAACUGCUUUUUUCUGAUUGUUUGCUCUACUCUUUACCUGACUAUCUCAGCGAGUUGAAAUGGAAGUAGUUUUACCUGGUGCUACUGCUGUUUGGUGCAAUAUUAUACAGGCUUUAGAGCUAUUUGUUAGGAAACAAUAGUGAGAGUGAGAAAGAGAAAUCUGUAUCUGUUAUGUUUAUUUUAGCCAUUUCUUACUGAUGGAAAUAUAUGGUUUUGGAAAUGACCAAAAGCUUGGAAUUAGUGGUGGCUGCAUAUGCCAUAUUUCAUAUUUGAUAGAAAGUUUAAAGAGAAGUUCAAAAGUUUAUGGUU
Messenger RNA from Humulus lupulus (European hop), 1370 nucleotides. RefSeq names its product COP9 signalosome complex subunit 6a. The record is from RefSeq and is a predicted model, not a curated record. Gene Ontology annotation, biological process: protein deneddylation. NCBI's taxonomy places the organism in Eukaryota, Viridiplantae, Streptophyta, Magnoliopsida, Rosales, Cannabaceae. Gene Ontology annotation, cellular component: COP9 signalosome. The transcript has 9 exons. Gene Ontology annotation, molecular function: protein binding; metallopeptidase activity. The coding region runs from base 101 to 1078 and encodes 325 amino acids.